AAAAUGGAUUUGUAUGACGAUGAUGGAGAAUCUGCUCAAUCCGAAAAAGUAGAUGUUCCAUCUGAAGAAUCAACAAUAGCAGGUCCCGAAACUGAUAUUCCAGCGGAAACCAUAGAAGAAAAUGUGCCAGAAGUCGAAGAAAAUACAUUAUUAGAAGAAGAUUCACUUGUAGAUGUGGAUUCUCCACGCCCAUCUCAACAACGGUCAAAACCAAGCAAAUCCAAAAGAAAACGAAAAAGAAGUUCUUCGGGAGAAAGCUCAGCCGCAGAACCUGAAAUUGAUGCUGGCGCAAAAGUGAAAGGCCCACUAUCAAACACGAAUAAGGAAAUCAACGUAGGAACAGAGUUUCAAGCGAAAAUCGCGGAUCUUAAUUUAAAUGAUAAAGCAUGUAAUGAGGAUAGAGAUGAUCAAGAUGAACUAAUAUGGAAUACUCCGGAAACUAUUGAUGAUGAAAAGUUAGAAGCUUUCAUCAGAGAAUCAUCUGAUCGAUAUCUUAUUCCUAUUGAUAGAGCUCUGUAUAUCCUAACAAUAAAUAACUUCAAUUUUGACUCGGCCAUAGCAGAAGUUGCACGACGUAAUGAACUGAAAGAUGUGUGGACAGAUCAGGAAAUUACUCUUUUUGAGAAUUGUUACCAGAUUUUCGGCAAAAAUUUUUCACAAAUUAGAUCAGCGCUCUGUCAUCGAUCUCUUCAGUCAAUUGUUCAGUUUUAUUACGAAUCAAAAAAACGUGUAAAAUAUCUAAACUUUGUCAAUUCGAAAUGUGAUGAUAGUAGUAGUUCGGAAGAAACUGAAACUCCAUCUCCAUAUCCUGAAGCUAUUUUCGAGUCAAUGUGUGACAACUGUGGAGAAAAAGCUGAAAAUAUGCAGAUCAAUAACGCGAUGAAUCGUCCAGAAUGCCGUGCUUGUUUAAUUUAUUUCAACCAAACGGGAGUACCUCGUCCAACAAGUCUUCGUCUGGUAUUAGCUGAACGUAUCCGAAAUCAAGUUUCAUGUCCUGAUAAUAUGAAGGAAUACAUGAAGGAUUUUGACAAGCUAUCCGCACAGGCGACCGGAAGCACUUUCCAGAAAAGAAUAAUCGUAAAAGAUCAGUGUGUGGAAUAUAUAAUUGAUGUUGACAAAAUUCCAUCUUCAUCAUGUACAGAAAAUGGCAAUGUAGGAGAGACAUCGAGCCCAUCUGCACAGAAAACUGAGAUACAAAGCGAGUCUGAUGGUUCUGGGCCUCUCAUCUGGAGGCAUAAAAAGACAGUUUGUAUGGAAGAGAUUGAAGUUCUGGCUGAUGAUUCUCGUCGUAAAAUGUUUGAAGCUUGUCAGCAUGGGAGUAAAGUGGACAUUAAAUUAGUUGCAUCGUGGAAAAAUGAUAUGACAAAUCUGAGAAAGCGAGUUGAGCAAACCUACUACGAUCCUGAUCUCAAUCCCACAUACCUUUUCUCUCAUGAUCGAGUGCAUUACUCUCAAGAUUGGACACAGCUGGAAAGAUCACAAGUUAUCAGAUGUUUCAACAUGUAUGGAGCUCAUUUCGAACACAUCGCUGAUGUUAUCGGAACAAAAACUCCUGACCAAGUCUACCAAUUUUACUUGGAAAAUCAAAAAGCGAUUGACGCUGCCGAUGAAGAGUUCCUAGCAGACAUGAAAAAUCCAGAAAGGCUGGCUGAUAUGGAAGAAGAAGAAGAUUCAAUUUAGGUUUUUGUUGAAUAUACAGUCAACUUAUCAAAACUGUGUUUCGCAUUGUCAAUAUAUCAUUUUUCCCAGUUCCUGGUUUCUGAAUUGUCUUUCUUAUUCAAUAUGUUAUUCACUUAAGUAGUAUCAUGUGUCAUAAAUAAUUUAACAAUUAACUUAAUUGACCACUUUCUGGUCAUCUGAAAAUUAAAAACAACCUUUAAUUCUUAAAAUAAAAUAAAUUACAAUUUC
Molecule: messenger RNA, 1908 nt
Organism: Caenorhabditis elegans
Lineage: Eukaryota; Metazoa; Nematoda; Chromadorea; Rhabditida; Rhabditidae
Gene: spr-1
Product: REST corepressor spr-1
Exons: 11
Coding region: 4-1680 (558 amino acids)
Biological process (GO): regulation of DNA-templated transcription
Cellular component (GO): nucleus
Molecular function (GO): sequence-specific DNA binding
Source: RefSeq, marked reviewed